AUGGCGAAUAGUAGCUUCACUCUCUGCACGUACAACAUCCGCUUCAUCCUGGACCGCUGGGACGAGCGCCGGCCGUUCCUCGAGGACGCGCUGACGCGCACGGGCGCCGACGUCUUUGCGCUCCAAGAAGUCAACAUUGGCCACUAUUGGGGCCAGCACCACGAGCUUCGCGCGCUCCUCUCGACGCAAGACGCGGCGCUUUCUGCGUUUCCGUCGCCGGGUGCGCGCGUCUACAUCCAGGCGAUUCCGCUUCUUGGCUAUCUCUUUCGGUGCGGCAACCCGCUCGCUGCGGUCUUCUACGAUGGCUGCGCGUGGUUCAACAAGCGCUGCCUCGGCGCCAUCUUGGGCCGCUUCACGCAAGCGAUUUACCAUCGCCCAAUCCUUCGGGCGCUAACCUUUGUGGGCCUCGGCUCGGCUUGGGUCUUUGGCACGGCGCUGCUUGCCAAGGACGAGCUCGCGCCCGCCGCUCAUGACACGCUCAUCCUGAGCGAUUGGAAGGUCGCCCAGUGCGUCCAGCUUACGGUUGGCGGCAGCGUCGUGCUGGUUGCCAACGUACACUUGUCGUCGGGCGGCGACGAAGAAGGCCUCCGCACCGACCAGAUUACCAAGACGAUCGAGUGGCUUCUCGCGAUGCAGACAGAGACGAUCGCAGGCAUCGUCAUUGUCGGUGAUUUCAACUGCGUGCCCAACGGCGACUGCUACCGCGCGAUUCAAGCGCUUGGCUUCCGCAGCGCGCACCAACUCAUCCACGGAAAAGAGCCAGAAAAGACAUUCCACCAGGGGCUCGAAGCCCCGACCAAGGACGUGGAUGACGAGAAAACGCUCGACUAUGUCUUUGUCUACGGCCAGGUGACGCCGCAGACCAUCAAUGUGAUUGGCACCGAGUGCUGCAACGACGACACAACGCUGUACCCCAGUGACCACUUCGGCCUCGUCGCCAAGCUCCUCGUUAGCGAAUCGCCACGUCCUGCCGAGGCGGCAACCGCCGACGCUUAGUUGCAUCGCUUGAUGUUUUCACUAUACAAGUCGUUCACCUCCCU
Molecule: messenger RNA, 1040 nt
Organism: Saprolegnia parasitica CBS 223.65
Lineage: Eukaryota; Oomycota; Saprolegniomycetes; Saprolegniales; Saprolegniaceae
Exons: 2
Coding region: 1-996 (331 amino acids)
Biological process (GO): double-strand break repair
Cellular component (GO): cytoplasm; PML body
Molecular function (GO): single-stranded DNA binding; 5'-tyrosyl-DNA phosphodiesterase activity
Source: RefSeq, a predicted model, not a curated record